AUGGGCCUCCGGCAGAGGAUGCGUGGCCGCGAUGAGUCGCGUCUGCUUGCAGCCACACUUGGCCGCGCGGCUGCCGUGCGCUCGUUUACGGGGGGCGCCUGGGGCCGGCCGCAGCCACCACGCACAACGUCGCUGGCGGGUGUUGCGCCGGGCGCGGUGUAUUUCGUGCGCCAUGGGGAGAGCACGUCAAACGAGCGCGGCAUCCUGGCGGGGAUCAUUGACGUCAAGCUCACAGAUUUUGGCGAGCUCCAGGCACGCGCAGCCGGCCGUGACCUCGCCGCCAAGGGCGUGCGCGUCGAUGUGGUGUUCACGUCUCACCUGCGGCGAACCGCCUACACGGCGCGGGCAGCGCUUGAGGCCGCAGGGCAGGGGGGCAUGGCACUUCAGCAUGACAGCCGCAUUGCGGAGCGCAGCUUUGGCAUCUUUGCCGGUCAGAAUAUUCGCUUGCUGCAGAUGGCCCUGGGCUACGAAACCUACGAGUCCCUUAUGCACGGCGCGCACGCGGCACCGCCCCUGGGAGAGCCUGUCGCAUCGGUCUAUGCGCGAGUCGCGUCUUUCUAUGAGGACGUGGCGGUGCCGAUGGCGGCAACGGGAAAGAACGUGUUGGUCGUGAGCCACCAGUACGCCCUGGAGCCUCUGGCCCUCUACGUUUCAGGCCUGCCCCCGGAGGCCUACCGCAACGUCAACCUGCCGAACGGCAAGGCCCUAUCCGUUGACGACCUGCGGCGCUACAUGGCCAGCGAAGCUUGCAACACGGCGUUCACGCUGGACACUUGCAGCGAAGAGGACGUGAGCAGCGAGGAGGACUCCAGGACUGACGACGGCAUGGUUGAGGGGCAGAAUGAUGACAUUGAGAUCGGUCGCUUUGGCGCGCCUGCAGGCGCGUGCGACACCGCCGAUGCCGCUGCAGACGACUCUGCCCCGCUGAUGCCCUCAGGCACCGCGCCGUCCCAUGCUGGCGGCGCGGCGCCGGCCCACGCUACGCCUCGCGGCAGCGGGGGCGGCAGCAGCACGGCAGCGGUGCUGCACUCGAUGAACCUGGUGGACGCCUACAUCCUGCUCACACAGCCCAACUACUUCCUCUUUGCGGCCCUGGCUGCCCCCCUGCGCGCAGCGGGUGCAGCAGCGGGCGGCCCUGCCGCGUCGUGGUACCUGUUCUGGGUGGCCGCAGCGUUUUUUGUGCUCCCAGCGCUUGAGCAGGCGGUGCUGGUGCGGGCGUUCAUGCGGCGCCUGCUUGUGCGCUCGCACAACACGGCUGUGCCGCAAGGCCAGCUCGACGCGCUCUGGGCGACAGUCGGCGCCGGCAGUGGCGGCAGCAUAAGCGGCGCGCCGGGCGGCCUAAUUUCGGAGGCUCUUGAGCCUGUGGUUGCGGCUGCGAGGGCCCUUGCCACGGCAGACACGGCCGACCCCUCCAGCCCCACGAUGCGGUCUCUGGACCGUUAUGCGGCGCAGCAGCUGCGGGAGCGCAUCGCCGCCACGGGCGGCGGCGACCGUGGUGACGGGCCAGGCGUGCUUGGUGCUGGCAUCAAUUACAGCGCGUUCUCACGCUACUUCCAAAGCACAGGAGGCAAUCUCGACUUGAACGCGCCCAGCUGCAAGUAA
Molecule: messenger RNA, 1602 nt
Organism: Monoraphidium neglectum
Lineage: Eukaryota; Viridiplantae; Chlorophyta; Chlorophyceae; Sphaeropleales; Selenastraceae
Product: phosphoglycerate mutase
Exons: 5
Coding region: 1-1602 (533 amino acids)
Biological process (GO): glycolytic process
Molecular function (GO): intramolecular phosphotransferase activity
Source: RefSeq, a predicted model, not a curated record